Messenger RNA from Rattus norvegicus (Norway rat), 2807 nucleotides. RefSeq names its product von Hippel-Lindau tumor suppressor (gene Vhl). Gene Ontology annotation, cellular component: cytoplasm; glutamatergic synapse; nucleolus. Gene Ontology annotation, molecular function: protein-containing complex binding. The record is from RefSeq and is marked provisional. Bases 120 to 677 code for a protein of 185 amino acids. Gene Ontology annotation, biological process: regulation of gene expression; regulation protein catabolic process at postsynapse; regulation of postsynapse organization. NCBI's taxonomy places the organism in Eukaryota, Metazoa, Chordata, Mammalia, Rodentia, Muridae. The transcript has 3 exons.
CCGCGUUAAAGCCGGACGGAGUACUUCUAUUGCUGGCAGACCUGCCCCGGAGCGCGUAAACCCGCACGCUCGCGCCGCCCACGUCCAGCUCGCGAAUCCGGAGGCGUCCGGUUCCAAUAAUGCCCCGGAAGGCAGCUAGUCCAGAGGAGGCAGAAAGGAUGCCGGGCUCUGAAGAGAUAGAGGCUGGGCGGCCGCGGCCGGUUUUACGCUCUGUGAACUCGCGCGAACCCUCUCAGGUCAUCUUCUGCAACCGCAGCCCGCGCGUCGUGCUGCCUUUGUGGCUCAACUUUGAUGGUGAGCCUCAGCCCUACCCGACCUUACCACCGGGCACCGGCCGCCGCAUCCACAGCUACCGAGGUCACCUUUGGCUCUUCAGGGAUGCGGGGACCCAUGAUGGACUUCUGGUUAACCAAACGGAACUGUUUGUGCCAUCCCUCAAUGUUGAUGGACAGCCUAUUUUUGCCAACAUCACAUUGCCAGUGUAUACCCUGAAAGAGCGGUGCCUUCAGGUUGUACGGAGCCUGGUCAAGCCUGAGAACUACAGGAGGCUGGACAUCGUCAGGUCGCUCUAUGAAGACUUGGAAGACCACCCAAAUGUGCGGAAAGACAUACAGCGGCUGACCCAAGAGCACCUCGAGAAUCAGGCCCUGGGAGAGGAGCCUGAAGGAGUCCACUGAGAUUACUGGUCCUGAAUUUCGGCCUUGAUGGUCUGAAAUUGAUCUACACAUAGGACAGGUCACUUUCUUUCGGUUUUAAAAUGGUUCAUUCUUGGAGUAAAAUAUCCAUCAUGUAAAAGAAAGUUAACUAACAUCACUGAGCUUUGUAGUGUUUAAGACUAAACCUGCAAAGUGCCACCGAGUCUGCCCUUUCUAGAGCAUUCAUCAGAAGAAGCUGUUUUCAGUUUUGCUUCCUAGUAAGGCUGGAUGUUCAGCAUAAGGAUGUUAGUGUGAGCAAUUCGCAGGAGUUGCUCUGUGUCCUCUAAUCUGAAGAAUACAGCCUCGUAUGAACAGAGCCCCACCGCUCACUUGGGGAAGGCUGAGAAGGCCCUAAUGCUGGGAUGGACAUCCUGUAGAGGCCCAGUGCCUAAUGUGUGUGGAGUCUUCAGUCAGUGUUGGAGGAACAAACCAUUGGGUACUUAGUGGGAGAGUUGGAGGGCCUGGCUCUCUGUCUGAGGAAAUCUUAAGUGUACAUGUAAAGGAACAGCUUAGCAGCUUCUGUUUAGAAAGAACUUUCUCUUGAGUUUCCAUGUCUCAGCACUUUCUUUCUACUUUGUUAGUUUAUUUUAUUUUAUUUUUGAGACUUGUGUAGCCCAGGUCAGCCUCAGUCACUCCGGAGGGGAUGCUGGUCUUGAAUUCCGGAUCCUCUGGGAGUGUGUCAGCAUUGGGAGCACAUGGGUGCACCACAGUCUGCUCUGUUCUUGCUUUUCCCAUUUUGAGACGGGCUCAUACUGUAGCCCUGCCUGGCCUCAAGCUAGAGUCAGCCCUGUCUCCCCACCCAGUCUGGCUGCUUAGACUGGGUGGGCUUCCCAUAUUCACUGCCCCAGACAGCAGAGACGAGCUGUCCUUGUGUUUAGGUCUGGUUUUGAGAGUUCCUUCUCUGAGGAAGCUGCUGGCAGGAGCAGGGUUUCUGUUCCUUCCCGUCAGCCCCUAGCAUUCCAACUGGGCGCCGCACUCUGCUUUGGCAGGCGCUAGUUAUGCUUCGAUGGGAGAGGGGAGUGAAGCUCCCCUCAGCCACACACUCCAAACCAUGGGUCCCAGAGCAGUCUGCAAUGAGUAGUAGUUUGUGGGCAGUCACAGCUUUUCUUACAUAUUCAAAUAUUGAUGUUCACUACUUCUAUCAAACAUUUUGUAGAACAUAAUUUUUUAUUUGUUUUUAAUUCCUCAGCAGAGAAAAAUGAGAGAAGCUUGGGCAUUGUGUGUGGCACACACCAGAAAGGACAGUCAGCUGAGAGGGUGCAGAAAGGCUCUUGUGCGCUGGCUCUCAGCUGCAUGUAGUCCUGUAACCCAGUGUUCUCUCUAGUACACAUUUUAAUUGGUUAAAGCACUUUGUCCUGGCCGAGAUCAUAAGGUAUAUACAGUUUUGUGGCCUGAUUUUUCAUUGAACUUCAUUGUUUUGUUUUCCCCUCUUUUUCGUUUUUGGUUUUGUUUUUGGUUUGUUUUUUGCUUUUUGUUUUAUCAAGAUAGAGUUUCUCUGUGUAGCCCAGGCUGUCCUGGAACUCCCUUUGUAGACCAAACAACUGAUUACUGGCCUCAAACGGAGAUCUGUCUGCCUCUGCCUCUCCAGUGCUGGGAUUGAAGUAUGCCUAAUCUUCAUCUAACUUAGUAACUUGUCUUUUCCAUGUUACUGCACACACUGUCUAAAUUCCGGUGUGCUAGCCUCUCCCUUUGAGGGUGACUGUUGGGAGUAUUUGUCUCAGUCCUGGGCUCCUUGAGUGCAGUCUGAUGCUCUAAGAUCAGCAAAAUCACUGAACUUAAUACUGACACUCCUGCCGCCCUCUCAGCGUCUCUCCUUAGUCUGCAGCAUUCCAUGAGUGAAGGGGCCACAGGCCAGUGUGGAGCCUGUGUGUGGGAAGUCAGCAGGUGCCGAGCUAUUGCAACAUUGGUUUUAUUUUUUAAACCUAUCUCUGUCUCUAAAAGAUGUAAUGUUUGUCUUAUUUAACUGGAAGUUUGAAUACUGUUCUCUGUGCCUUAGGACAUGAGUCACUUGUCCUUGCACAUCCUGUAAGUGUGUUCCUCAGACUUUGUACUCUCCUUUGAGUUCUCUGAAAAAGCUGACCUUUAGUACAAUAAACGGUGCUAAGUGAAGGA